GACGAAACGACUGGAGCGCGUGCGCGCCAGCUACUGGCCGACCUGCGCUACACGGCACGCAGCGUGAAGGAAGUGGUCGAGACGGUUGAGAGGCUGAGGCGCAUUCGCGGCAUCAACAUCACCGAGGACGGCAUCAAGCAGGACUUGCUCGCAGCCCUACCGCCCGUCGUGUACGCCACCCAUGCCCUCGACUGGUCCUUGGAUGAGACGUUGGCGAACAUCAAGGCCUCGAUCCUGUAUUCGAUGCAAUUCGAGCCGAAGCGCAGAAACAACGGCAACAGGGUGAGCGACAACACCCCCCUUGACAACAGCGACAACCGCGGUCACUACAACAGCAACAACGCCGGUCGCAAUGGUGGCAGCUAUGCGACUUACAACAAUUCGGCUCGCGGCAACGGCAACGGCAACGGUAACGGCAACCGCAACGGCAACGGCAACAGGGCAGCGCACAACAACAAGCCGGGCCCAUCGCAGCGCUCGUCCUCUUCGCCAAUCACUGACAAGGAGCGCGCGGAAUGCUUGGCGAAAGGCCUCUGCUACAAGUGCAGGGAGCCGGGUCACAUUGCCAGCAGGUGCCUCACGCGUUUCUCCAAGAAGCAGCUCGCUGCCGCCCUGUUCGCGCACUGGGCUGCCGACGACAACGACGACGACGACGAGCCGCAGCAGCAAGGCCAGCAGGGCCAAUCCCAGCAGGGAAAAGCCCAGCCCACCGCCAGGGCCAUCUGA
This is a messenger RNA of Capsaspora owczarzaki ATCC 30864, 726 nucleotides long. RefSeq lists its product as hypothetical. The annotation marks the transcript as partial. The transcript has a single exon. The record is from RefSeq and is a predicted model, not a curated record. Gene Ontology annotation, molecular function: nucleic acid binding; zinc ion binding. NCBI's taxonomy places the organism in Eukaryota, Filasterea, Ministeriida, Capsasporidae.